Molecule: messenger RNA, 2525 nt
Organism: Exserohilum turcica Et28A
Lineage: Eukaryota; Fungi; Ascomycota; Dothideomycetes; Pleosporales; Pleosporaceae
Exons: 2
Coding region: 1-2379 (792 amino acids)
Biological process (GO): regulation of DNA-templated transcription
Molecular function (GO): zinc ion binding; DNA-binding transcription factor activity, RNA polymerase II-specific
Source: RefSeq, a predicted model, not a curated record
AUGGGCCGCCGACCUAACCAAUUGAUUCUCGAAUACUUCGAGCGCGGCCCUAAGCUCGAAGAUGCAAGUAACCGCUACCAGCACACGUGCAAGUCGUGCGGCGAGAAGUUCCCCAAAGGACGCAUAGACAGCCUCACGAAUCACCUCGUCAAGAAAUGUCCUGCGCUUCCUCUCCAGGACCGGCAGCGCGCGCUGCUGCAAAUGCACGAGCUGCCCCUCCCCGACAACAUGACGCAGACGGCUCAUACGAACGCGCCGGGACCGAGCCAGAUGCAGCAUGGCCAGAAAGUGAAUCUUCCCUUUGCACCGUCGAAGCAGCUCUCGGCUCUCGAGACGCUUGCUGAGGUCUCGCGACAGCACUUGGACCUGUCCGGAAAGCGCAUGGCCGAGAAACAGCCUUCGCAAACACAACACAGUCACAACAACACGAGUCAUGCCGGCCUACUGGACGAGUUCCUGAUACAAGACGACAGGCCAGAUGGCUCAGACCUGGGUGCUAUGUCACAGGGCAUCGACAUGUCGAAUGCGCCGGCUAUGCCGUCCAUGUACCAGUUCAACAAUUCGCUGCACCACUCACCGACAACCUCCCCGAACAUGGGCCACAUGCCUCUCUCAAAUGCCUCGUCUAUGUCGCACAUGGUUCCAUCGCUUGUCAUGGCAGCGUCUGCAGCAAACGACUUGAUGCCAUUAACCAACGGGCUGUCAAUGGACUCGGAUAUGCAUCUCUCGGGUCAUGGCCUGCACAGCAUGGCAGAGCCAAAGUACUUCCAUUCACACGGACACGCACGUGGGCACUGGCCAAACAUACAGCCCAACUCGCUCGACCCAAUGUUGCAAGAUCAUGGCAAAGAGCACAUGCAGAUGGGCGACAACCAGAACAAAGGCAUGAACCAUCAGCGACCACUUGCCAUGAACGCGGGCAACCAGACGCACUUCACGACCGAUUUCAGCAUGAACCAAAAGCCGGCAAAACCAAAAGUGAGAGGACGUUUCACAGACUCUCGGCGGAAAGAAGUGCAGGAAGUGCGCAAGCGAGGCGCAUGCAUUCGAUGUCGUAUGCUCAAGAAGCCUUGUUCCGGGGAGAAUCCAUGCAACACUUGCCAGAACGUGGAGAGCGCACGAUUGUGGAAGCAGCCUUGCAUUCGAACACGGAUAGCAGAGGAAUGUGGUCUGUAUACUGCAGGCUUGCACAGUGUCCUCGCAUUCCACGCCACGAAUCAAGCAAAAGGCCAAAUACGGUUGGAUCAGACACCAGGUCGGAUAGAAGCCACCCAUUUCCCCGCCUCUAGCACUUUUGCAACUUUCACACCGUUAAAGUGUCAACAAACUUCAGCGGUCCAGAAUACGGAUAUCGACCCUGCCAUCUUCUCGGGGCUAGCGUCACCGGACCUAGAGCUGAUAGACAGCGAUGACGACGUCAGUGGAAAGAUAGACCACUAUGUGAAAAAGAUGGCUGGCCACUUUUCCGACACCGAGGACUCGCACUUCAUGAAGGUGACUGUACAAAGCGCGAAGAAUAUAGCAUCGCUGAGUCCAGACGGACUGAUAUCCAAGUCGAUAGAACUCUGGAACCUGACGCGCAUACUCACAUCCCGCAACUUCGAAUGGCACUUGUUUUCUAACCCGUCUCUUGCGCCCACUCAGGCACCUUCGAUAUUGACGGCUGCGGAUAUUGAGGAAGGCAUCCACACGCCCAUCACACCUCUCGAACACAGCUCUUCCUACAGUCUCAUUACAAUGCAACUCAUGGGCGCGACAGAGAAGCGUGCUGCGUGUCUUGCACGCGUCGUCAUGAACGACCUGGAACGCCGAUUGCUACAGCGUCAACAAGCGAACCCUUUCGAGACCUUCCUUGUCGCUGUCAUGCUACUCGCUUGUGUAGAGCGAAUGUGUUGGCUGUUCCGUUCCUGGGAAGUUCCUUCUGCGACUACAGCCGGAGAUGACGGUGGCGGUGAGUCGUCCAAGCCAGCGUCUUCUGUCCAUAACGAUCUUGCAUCUGUUCUUGAGUCCACCACUGCGACGGCUUCUUCUCCCCCUGUUCCAACUUCGACACAAGACCUUCCACCUCAGUCUUCUCGCCAUCCCCGAUGGCCGCUAGACAGACCUCCAUCGACAUUCUCUCAGCAAGGCGAAAAGUUCAGCGACAUCCUCAAUAUGCUGCUCAAAAUGCGCGGCGUACCUCCAAAGGUCUCGCUAAUGAUUCUCGAUGGGACUCUGACGGUGUGGACUGAGGACGCCGAUGACAAGGUGCGGGAGUGGUACAAUGGCAUUUCCGUCACCACACACAUGCUGGAUGAGCGGACGAACGCUCGUUUCGUGGGCGAGGAGCCGAGGGAAUGGGAAUUGAAAUUUGUGGGAAAGAUUAUCAGGGGAGAUUGAGGCGGCACAUUCAAGAGACACUGACAUCGUGGCAUGCAUGAACGGCAUUCCUGUUAUGGUGGCAGUCCUUUGUGAUGUCAAUGAUACCAUUUCAGCUGGGUGGGGGACAAAUGUGCGUUUGCAUGUCUCUAAGUAGAGGAAUGAAA